Molecule: messenger RNA, 2307 nt
Organism: Rhodamnia argentea
Lineage: Eukaryota; Viridiplantae; Streptophyta; Magnoliopsida; Myrtales; Myrtaceae
Product: GTPase Der
Exons: 10
Coding region: 3-2057 (684 amino acids)
Molecular function (GO): GTP binding
Source: RefSeq, a predicted model, not a curated record
AAAUGCAAGGAAUGAGGACCUUUUCAUUGAAGGGAAUCUCGAUCGGAAGAGCUCAUCUGAAACACAUCUAUUUAGCAAAUGAUCGACUUGUGGUGUUGUCACGCUUCAUGUCUGGCACACAAAUGGAAGAACAUGGAUAUGAUAGCUCAAUUAUUGCUGAUAUUCAGAAAGCAAAAGAUAAAAGUGCAGCUGGCUCCUGGCUUUUGUGCAUUGCAGAUGACACUGCAUAUGAUGUUGCGAAGUUGAUGACACAUCAUAAUGCUGCAGCCUUGGUCGUGAAGUCCAGAGAACUGAAGUCCAUUGCAGGAACCAUAAUCAAGACAGGGUCAAUGCUUGGUGGCGGCUUUGUCAAUGCCAAUUUGAAUUCAAAGUCUCCUAAAUUUACUGGUUCCACCAGAGAUUUUUCCACCCUUGUCAACAAUGAUUCACUACAUACCAGCCCACACAUGGAUGUGAGAAGGGUUCAUUCUGACAAUUUUAACCUUAUACACGACAAAGUUCAACCAGUAGACUUUACCAAAGUUGAUAUUGAUGAUCUUCCAACAGUUAUCAUAGUCGGUCGACCAAAUGUGGGCAAGUCGGCAUUGUUCAACCGUUUAAUUCGGAGGAGGGAGGCUCUUGUGUAUAACACUCCGGAGGACCAUGUGACAAGAGACAUACGAGAAGGCAUUGCCAAGUUGAGUGAUCUAAGAUUUAGAGUGUUGGACUCUGCUGGUUUGGAGAUGGCUGCAUCUUCUGGCUCAAUCCUGGACAGAACCACGACUAUUAUUGCGAAGGUUCUUGCUAGGUCUCAGUUUGCCAUCUUUCUGAUAGAUGCUAGAGUUGGUUUGCACCCGUUGGAUUUGGAAGUUGGGAGGUGGCUGCGGAAACAUGCACCUGGGAUGAAACCAAUAGUCGUUAUGAAUAAAUCGGAAUCGCUGGAUGAUGAUGAUGGCUCUCUUGCUGUUUUAGCUGCAGAAGCCAGCAGACUGGGGUUUGGCGAUCCUAUUGCUAUAUCUGCUGAGACUGGUUUAGGCAUGGCAGAACUAUAUGUAGCUCUUAGGCCUCUCCUUGAGGAUUAUAUGAUUGAUGUUCUGAAUGAUCGUGACAGUGCUUCUAAUGAGAAGAGUUGUCCCAAAUCCAAUGAGGUUGAGGAGUCUAAGUUGCCUCUCCAGCUUGCAAUAGUUGGGAGACCUAAUGUUGGAAAGUCUACAUUGUUGAAUACUUUGUUACAAGAAGAUCGCGUUCUGGUUGGUCCGGAAGCUGGUCUAACAAGAGAUUCAAUUAGGGCUCAUUUUCAAUUUCAAGGCAGAACUAUCUAUCUGGUUGACACAGCAGGAUGGUUGCAAAGGACAAAGCUAGAAAAAGGACCAUCUUCCUUGAGUAUCAUACAGUCCAGAAAGAAUCUUAUGCGUGCUCAUGUGGUAGCUUUAGUCCUUGAUGCAGAAGAGAUUGCUGAAGCACAACGAAGCAUGAAGCAUGCCGAAGUGGUCAUAGCCAGACAAGCUGUAGAAGAAGGACGUGGGUUGGUUGUGAUUGUCAACAAGAUGGAUGUCCUUAGAGGGAAGAAGAACUCGACGUUAUAUGAAGAGGUGAUGAAAGCUGUUCCAGAAGAAAUCCAGACUUUGAUUCCCCAGGUGAAGUCUGUACCUGUUGUUUUCAUGUCUGCAUUGGAGGGUAGGGGCAGGAUGGCUGUCAUACACCAGGUCGUCGAUACAUAUGAGAAAUGGUGUCUAAGACUGCCAACGGCCCGUCUUAACCAUUGGUUGCAUAAGGUUAUGAGCAGGCACUCUUGGAAAAAUCAGGCUGCCCAGCCCAAGAUCAAGUACUUCACUCAGGUGAAAGCUAGGCCACCUACUUUUGUCGCCUUUGUCAGCGGGAAGACACAGCUCUCAAACACAGACCUCAGGUUUUUGACGAGGUCGUUGGAGGAAGAUUUUGAAUUAGGUGGAAUUCCGAUCAGGAUCAUACAGCGGUCAUUUCUAAAAAGAGAUGGCUGUAGCUUUAGAAUUAGUAGCCAAUCUUCAAGCAAAAUGGCAGAAAGAAUCUCGUCAGACAAGAGAGCAGCUGCUGCUUAGGGAAUAACUCUUCUAGCUUGAGAAUUUUGUGGGUAUUUGAAGUUGGCACCUACCUCUUUGGGCAAAAAGGAGAUAAUGUAUGGAGGUGCCGGAAUGUAAGGUGAAAAAAAAUGCAAUGCAAUCUUACUGGCUGCUAGGUGCCAAGUAAGAAAAGAAAAAAUCUUACUGGCUGGUGGAGUCGAUCUUGGAAAACAAUAGCCAUAUGUACAGAAUUUUGUCAGAUAUUUGGAAAGGAAUUUUGUUGGCAUAU